UAGACAUGGGAAAUGUGUACAUCCCAAUCCAUAGCCAGAAGCCUAUUGGUCUCGAGUGUGAGAAGACCAUGCUUGUGGGCGACAUUGUCGUUGUGCUUGAUGAUGUUAAUCGCAGUAGUAGAAUCAAUGCAGAGGUUCACCUUCCUAAAUCUCAAAUCCCAUGCCAUUCUGCAGCUUUUAAUUCUACUCCUGUGAUACCAAUGACACUUUCCUCACCCAUUUCUAUCAUUUCAAAAACUAGAGCCCAAAACAAGUAACACUUUGUUUUGUUGCUUGGUUUAACACAUAACAUAAAUACUCAAUACCAAAAUGGCAAUAAUAAUAACAUAACAAUUAUAUUCCGGUAAGAAAAACAUAUUCUAAUUGUCGAGACAGGUGACAGACACAGAUGUUUGAUCGCCAGAUUCCAAUGGCUAGUAUGGUGGCGGAAAAUCUAUACCAAUAAUCGCCCAUACGAAAGACUUAUGGAUCAAUACUAGUGAAGUCGCAUAAUCAUAUACUAAAACUCGACAAAUGCUUACCAGCGAUAAUCAUCAACAAUUUGUAGCAAAAACAUUUCUAGUGCAAACCAUUAAUUUUGUAGCAUACAUACUCCUGACAAACAAAAAUUAUUAAUACCAUAAAAUGACAAAUGGAUACCAGAAAUAAUCUAAUGGAUAUCAAAAUCUUUGAUAUUGACAAAUUAUAUCACAAACGGUAUAAUGAAUACCAGAAAUAACCUAAUGCAUAUUAGGAACUUUCAGGAAUUAAAAAAAAAAAAAAACCAGACUCUGAUAACGAUGGCUAGAUUCCAAUGAUUGCAUACAUGUCAUUCCUACUAUAAUUUUUUCCCCCUCAAAUACCCCUAUCAAAUAUGCAGCUCUAUCUUCACCUACAUAAAAUGAUUUAAGUGUAAUUAAGCACCAUAAAAGUAAUUGUAUUAUUCACAGUGGCUGACCUAGGAUUGUCGGAGAGGUGUGUCCGAUAAAAUUAAAUAAAAAAUUAAUUAAAAAUUAUUAAAAUUAAUUUAUAAAGUUCACAAUGUCAUGUUUACAACGAAUAAAAAUAACUUUUCAUCUAUUUAAAUGUCUCUAAAAUACAUUCAUCACUUAUGCUGCAAUGCAAAUCUUUUUCAAAUAUACACAACAAUCAUUCAUAAAUUUGUCACCCAACCGAUUUCGAAGAUCGUUCUUGAUUAUCUUCAUAGCUGAAAAUGCUCUUUCGCAGCUUGUAUUUCAACAUAUAAAGUCAUACCAACUUCAAAAGCAAGUAUUCUGGUGAGUCUCGACAAUUGUCGCUUGGGCUUUGGUAAUUUUUUUGUUUCUCCAUUAAUGAAAGGACCCAUCCCAGCACACAUGUAUAUUGGUAUGACCUGUGGGAUUUUUUUAUAACAAUUGAUAUGAUUAUGAGUUAUUUUAAACAAAUUUAAAUUAAUUUUGUUAAUUAGAAUUUAAGAUUGAUUCAUUUAAAUAAUAAAAAAUUUCCAGUCUAAUGAAGGUGUGUCGGCUAUAAUUAUCGAAGGGUUGUCGGAAGUCCAAAACUUAAAAUUUUUGUACCGAAAAUAUGUAGAUCCUUCACAAAAUUCUCGGGCGACGACACACCCUCCCUUACCUUGGGUCCGCCACUGAUUAUUCAUACCACAUUAUUAAACGUAAUGUGUACAAGUAAACCUCCACAUCUUUCCAUGCCUUUUCAAAAUCAUAAGUAAAAACACAUAAUUACCAAACAAUAUGUAACUUUUUCCUCCCAUCAUCGUUCAUUAUUGACUGCACCGCCGAUAUUAACAUACAUCAAAUCUAACCACAUCAUAUGACCAUAAAAAUAUUCUACACGAAUAGCCUGACAUGCACAAAAACACAUAUAUCUAACAUUUUACUCCAUGAACAGAGAAUUUUUAAAGAAUUGAGCUUUCGAAGGUGGGGUUGCGUGGUGGUAUGGUGAAGUUUUCCUCUUUCUUUUUUUUUUUUUUUUUUUUUUUUUUACUGUGGAACGUUGCAGAGAGAGAGAGAGCAAUGGGCAAUGUGGGUUAGGGGAGAAGGUUUCGUCCUUUUCUUCCUUGUUUAUUUAAUGCUUGUCAGCUUUCCCCUUCCCUUCUUGCCUUCCAUCCUUCCUUCUUCACACCAAAAUCCCACACUCUUCCUCUCUGCUUUCUCACACGCAAUGCCCAAUAGCAAUACGAGAGAAGCAGAAGAAUAGAGAUUUCCCUUCCUUCCUUCCCUUCUCAUCUUUCUGUCUUUCUCAUUGCUUUUUUCCCCCAUCACUUCCACACUCCCCACUCAUUCACUCACUCAACAAAAGCUCUGCCCUGCUAUUCUCUUUCUCCUCCAUCCCCUUCCCCCACAUUCUCCCAAUCCCUCGCUUCGUUCCAGAUUUGGAGAAGUGGGUUUUUCUGGGUUUUCCCUCUUCUCCUCGAUUCACUUCAAAACAAUGGAGGAUGACAACACCAAGGAGAAGAAGAAUCUGGAAGAUCAGGUCCGCCUGCCGCCACCACCGCCCGCCGCCCUGCUACUCGGCAAUGCCGCAUCCGACGCCGCCGAUAACCAAAUCAACACCGAUUCGCCGGCCAACUCCCGGAAGCAAGGCGGCCUAAUCACCAUGCCAUUUAUUAUAGCAAACGAGGCGUUCGAGAAGGUGGCCAGCUACGGGCUAGCACCCAACAUGAUAAUGUAUCUGAUGAAGGAUUACAAGAUGGGAGUGGCGAAAGGGACAAACAUUCUCUUCCUCUGGUCAGCUGCCACAAACUUCACUCCCCUUUUCGGCGCUUUCAUGUCCGACUCUUUCCUGGGGCGCUUCCUCACCAUCGGCCUUGCCUCCCUCUCCAGCCUCCUGGGAACAAUCUUACUGUGGCUAACAGCAAUGAUUCCUCAAGCAAAGCCACCACAGUGCCCCACAACAGCAACCCUUUCACUCUGCAGCACGACUCCAACAGCAGGCCAACUCACUCUUCUCUUCUCAUCCUUGGCUUUAAUCUCCAUUGGAGCAGGAGGCAUCAGGCCAUGUUCCUUGGCAUUUGGUGCUGAUCAAGUCGACAACAGAGCCAACCCUGCCAAGAACAAGAGGAUCCUUGAGACCUUCUUUGGUUGGUAUUAUGCCUCCACUGCCCUUUCAGUCUUGAUUGCGCUCACCGCCAUUGUCUACAUUCAAGACCACCUAGGAUGGCGAGUCGGCUUUGGGGUUCCAGCCAUCCUGAUGCUCCUCUCAGCCGUGUUCUUCUUUGUUGCAUCCCCUUUGUAUGUGAAGCAUAAAGCUAGCACGAGUUUGCUCACAGGUUUUGCUCGGGUAGCUGUGGUUGCUUACAAGAACAGGAAACUCCCUUUCCCUUCUGGAAACAUUGGUGGAUGGUACCAUGUGGGCAGAGAUUCAAACCUUCUGGCCCCUUCCCAGAAACUAAGGUUCUUGAACAAGGCAUGCAUAGUGAUCGACCCAGAAAUCGAAAUAUCCCCAGAUGGAACAGCAAAAAAUCCAUGGAACCUAUGCACAGUGCAGCAAGUGGAAGAGCUGAAAGCACUCAUUAAGGUCUUCCCCAUAUGGUCUAGUGGAAUCAUGCUCUCCAUCAACACUAGCCAGACUUCAUUUCCAGUUAUCCAAGCUAGUUCCAUGGACAGGCACUUGACUUCAGGGUUCAAAAUCCCAGCAGCUUCAUACUCCAUGUUCUUAGUCGUGACCAUAAUCAUCUGGGUCGUCCUCUACGAUCGAGCAAUCCUUCCUCUUGCUUCAAAACUACGUGGGAGGGCAGUCAAGCUUAGUACGAAACUCAGGAUGGGGCUCGGCCUAGUGGUCUCGUGCCUAAGCAUGGUGGUGGCAGCUUCAGUUGAAGGAGCUCGAAGAAAGAAGGCCAUAGAGGAAGGCUACUUGAACAACCCUCUAGGAGUGGUGAACAUGUCUGCAAUGUGGCUUGUACCUCAGUAUGUUUUGCUAGGGCUAGCAGAGUCAUUGAACGCGAUUGGCCAGAUCGAGUUCUACUACUCCGAGUUCCCUAAGACUAUGUCGAGCAUUGCUUCCUGCCUGUUUGGACUUGGAAUGGGGGUGGCGAGCUUGCUGGCGAGUGUUGUGCUGAGUAUUGUGAACAGGGUGACUUCAAGAGGCGGGAAGGAUGGGUGGAUCAAUGAUAACAUAAACCGUGCUCGGUAUGAUAACUACUACUAUCUGCUUGCUGUGAUGGGGGCCAUAAAUUUGGUCUACUUUGGUGUCUGCAGUUGGAGUUAUGGAGCUUGUGAGGAGGACAUGACAAGGAAAGUUGGGAAUAAUGAGGAGAACGGGGUUGAAAUGGGGAAUGGAAGAAGUAAUGGUUUGGAAGGUAAAGAUCAUGAACAAGUGAUUAGAUGAGCAUUUUCGGUUUGAAGAUUAAAGCUUAACUGGGAGAAGUUAUUUGAGCAAGGUUUGUUCGGUUAUCUGUGUUUUUAGCUUUAUGGCUUUGUUUGUAUGAUAAUAGUGAAGCAUUUAUUAACUAUGUCCAAUGGUGUGCAUAGAUAUAUAUAUAGAGAUAGCUAGCUAGGGUGAUUUUGUAAUGCUUUUGGGGUUUCUAUGUUCAUUUUGUUCCUUUGGUGUUUGGGUUUGGUGGAGUGGCAUUUCCAAAUGAGUGUAUUGCUUGGAGUCUCUUUUCUCCAUAUGAUAUAUAUGAAAUGAGAUUUCAAUUUAUACUUUGGUAGACACGGUGGAAACUUCUUAGUUUAACCUUCAUCUUCUGAACAUACUUGGAGGGAACUUGUUUUUAGUCAUAGCAGAUAUCUUACAUAAUUCAGACUGCAUUAAAGAUUUUGGUAAAAGAAAACGUAAGAUUGAGAUAUCUAGAAUAUCCAGAACAUGAGGAAGUGAUCCACCACUACAGUAGACAGUAGUUGAUGGGAUCUUUGUCUUCUGGUCAAGUCUGUUCUUUUUCUUUAAUUGCUAAACGAGGUUUUAGGAGUUGAAAGUUGCAGCAUGGGACUGGACCAGUGUACGGUCCAGGUCAUCGAAAUCGACUGUUAGAAGGUGACAGGAUGUGACAUUUUAUGAAAAGACACCAACAGAUGGAUCGCAAACAUUUGAUCUGUAAGUUCCCGUUUGUCUUCUUCCCCCACAAUCCACCAUGGGAAUCAAGAGCCAUAAUAUUCCUUUCACUAGUUCACCAGAUGUAAACCACCAAGCAGCCAACAUGGGAAAUAAUGCCCAAGGAGCUCCUAAAUAUGCAUUAACAAAUCCAGAACAUUGAC
Messenger RNA from Linum trigynum, 5171 nucleotides. NCBI's taxonomy places the organism in Eukaryota, Viridiplantae, Streptophyta, Magnoliopsida, Malpighiales, Linaceae. The record is from the annotation of a GenBank genome assembly.